Cladocopium goreaui is the source of this 3475-nucleotide messenger RNA. Lineage: Eukaryota; Dinophyceae; Suessiales; Symbiodiniaceae. The record is from the annotation of a GenBank genome assembly.
AUGCGGCAAGAGACGGAACUCAAGAUACUCGAAUGGCGAGCAGAGCAGGCAGAAUUAUGGAGAGACGAUGUCAGAGACAUCAUUGGGUUGACUCAAAGAAAAAUGGACAGCUAUUUGAUUGUGUCCACACUUCUUCUUGGAAUGUGUUUAGGCCUUUACACAGAAGGUCGCUUGCAACCUGGGACGCCAACGUUCCUGAUACACUACUACAUGCUGACUUUGUCUGCAGCCUUUCUGUACUUGCUAAUGUCUGUUUGGCUGGCCGUGCACGCGUCCAUUGUUGCCCAGUGUUCGGCCGUCCGCUUGCUCACACAAUUUGUUCGUCUUCCAAUCCCAACAUGGCAGGCGCUUCAGAACAUGAGAACCUUUGCGUCGGGGCCUUGAGAACCCCAGCUCAAAAUCUCAAUCUUCACAGCCUGUUCCAGCUGGUGGCACUACAAGUGCUUGACCAAGCCUACCAGACCGGGACUUGUACGAGCUGCAGCACAUGCCUGCUCUUCGUAGGCGUCAUGUGCAGCUGGCAAGGUGCGAACUAUAACAGCGAUGGCAGCUAUGAGUUCUUCAGCUGUCUCCGACUUGUUACAGCUAUGGCUUGUUGUGCUCUGUGUGCUUUGGCGCUGGUUCUUAACGUGGCCAGGCAAGCAGCAAGACAGUACCAAAGUUACGAUGCAUUUGCUCGAGUUUCCAUGGCCUUCGGCACACAUCAGCUAAUGCAAUCGCCAGAUGCCAAGUCAGGUGAUCCUGCCUCAAAGGUUUCGGGCUGUGCUCUACAUGGAUGUAUUUGGCGUGCUGAAGCACAGGUGGCACGAAGUGCACAUUGGAAGCAAGUCCAUCUUGAGGCGAAAGUGCUGCACAUCCAGCUCAGAGGCUACCGUGCUGGGCUGGAUUCACUGAAUUCCUGCUUUGUGCAGGUCACAGAGUACAUCCAAAGUUGGUCCCUUGAGAUCAUUGUGUCGACAGCAAACAUGAAGCUUUUUCAGUCUGAGACUGUCAAAGGGGCUAUGGAUGAUGCGGACCGGCACCGAGCUGCUGCGUUGGUUCACCGUGCAAGAAAAGCAACAAAGGCUCCAAAGGAUGCCGCCGCAAAGACCGGAUCAAACAUUUCUGGACACUCCAUGUCAGUAGAUGAGGACAACUUUGUGCUGAUCAAAGGCUAUACAGACUUUGGAACAGAGGUUGAAUACCUCUACAACCCAAAGAGCGGAGAGGCCCGUCCUUUAGAGUCAGAGGACAAGGAGGAAGAUGAGAUUGCAUCCGACAUGCCAAGUCCAGGUGGAAUGACGCGAUCAUCUUCAAAGACCAAUGGACAAAAGGUUCGGACCAUGACGCAAUUUGAUGCUGCCAUCGAGGAGUACUGCGAGCAUCAAAAGCAAGAAAAGGCCAAGGUGGUCUUGCCUCCAGAGGCCUUGCAGUCAACGCCCAGUACCAUCCUCCAUCAUUUACAUCAUGCCAAAGUGGCUGUGAUGACACCAGUUGUCAAUGCAGUCAGUUCUGGAGUUCCAGAAGAAGACGAAGAAGGGACAGAGGAAGAAAGUUCUGGCAGACAUUCGAGAGACCUGCUCAGUCCAUCAGGAGAGAUGUCAAGCAAAGAUGCCAACUUUCACCCAAUGACUUUUAUUAACGAGCACGUGGACGAUGAGGACGCGAAGAUCGUCAGUGGUCAUGAUAAGAUGGACCCUGGCAAACUACCUGCAAAGGUGCGCCAUAAUUUGGCCACCUUGCUCAUGGUCUUGCUUUGGGCGAUUGGUCUUGCAGUUCCAUUUGGUGUUUUUCGGGAGUUCUUUACCAAGCCACUGAUGAUCGACUUCACAUUCAGUGGAAGUGAGAAGGUGGUGAACCAUUCUGCCGGGGAGAUCGUCAAUUCGAACGGGUUCACCACCAACCACAUCGAGAACAGGUGGAGCCUUGUGAAGCGUUGGGUUCGCAAGCGCAUGGGAGGACGCCUUCCGCUUCACUCAAACAGAGAGACGUGGACCAGGCUUCUGAAUGAAUUUCAUUGGCGCAAGAUCGUGGCGCAUGGCCACAUCUUGGACUGGGGCCAUACGUGGUAUGUGCCGCUGACAGAGGCUAUGGCCACGUUGCGAUCAUAUUCCCUGACCUUGGGACGCAGAAGGGUUCGAAGCGAGAGUCCAGUCACACCAGUGCAAGGUCAUGGACAGCAGACGCAUGUGAACGAUGUAGCUCUGCAUGCACCACAGCCGACUGAUGAUGAUGAGCCUAUGGAUACGGAGAGCGAUGGGCAGGAGAUCGAUGACGACAGCAUGCCUGAGACACCUCCUAGCGUACAUGGUCUCUGGCUACCGGGCGGACUGCCGGCGGAGAGCGAUGGGCAGGAGAUGGAUGACGACAGCAUGCCUGAGACACCGCCUAGCGUACAUGGUCUCUGGCUACCGGGCGGACUGCCGGCGGAGAGCGAUGGGCAGGAGAUCGAUGGCGACAGCAUGCCUGAGACACCGCCUAGCGUACAUGGUCUCUGGCUACCGGGCGGACUGCCGGCGGAGAGCGAUGGGCAGGAGAUCGAUGACGACAGCAUGCCUGAGACACCGCCUAGCGUACAUGGUCUCUGGCUACCGGGCGGACUGCCGGCAGCCAUCACACCACCGGAGGCAUUCAUCUCCGCAAACGCGGAUGAUGUCGUGCUUCCUUGGACACCUCUUGGUCCACCACCAAUGACUCCGCCAGAGGCAGUUGUUGGUACUAGGCCUGAUGGUCUGCCAGAGCUGAUUCCGAUGGUCAGGCACCGCAAGGACCUGCAUUCGCUUCAAGGGCAUCCCAUUCACGUCCAAUGGCCACUCAAGUCUGGACUCAAACCCAGGACAUUGAGUUGUGAUCCGUCUGGAAAAGUUCUAGUUGUUGCAGAUGACCUUGGAGUUUAUGCUGGCCAAGUCACCCGAGAGGCAGAUAUGGCGAAGGUGAGAUUCGACAGAGUGCCACCUUGCGUCGCCUUGGAGGGUCAAGCAAUACAGGAUGUGAGCGUCGCUUGCGGUGCUGGACCGCAAGCCAACUGUCGCGUGCUAGUGUUGCAUUCCAAGGGCCGCUUGCUGGCAGAAUGUCCUCUUCAGAGAUCCUUUGUCAAACAGCAAGCAGAUACAGGUCACAUGACCGUCGCUGCCCUGCCUGACACAGAGCCCAAGCAGUGGAAGAUUCCAGAUACAUGGCUCCACCACGAUGCGCGUUCAAAGAGACCCGAGCAGAUCAAGGCGCUAGCAGCAAACAGCGACUGCAUGAUGGGAGGUUUCCAAGCGAAUGACGAGGGCUGUGUGGUGGCAGGGACAUCUGAAGGUCGCGUUGUCGAGCUUCGCGAAAGCCACAUCAAGAAUCAUACUCUCGUGCCUGAACGCGCCAUGGAGCAGCGCAACGAGGCUCUUUCAGCUGGUUCCCUUCAUUUCUCUUCGAAGGGCUAUGUGAUGGUCUUGCGUCGCAAGAGUCGCUCUGUGCAGGCUUUUGAUACUCUACGCGGAACCAAUGCGGGCGA